Messenger RNA from Lethenteron reissneri (Far Eastern brook lamprey), 5145 nucleotides. Its product is annotated as carcinoembryonic antigen-related cell adhesion molecule 5-like. Lineage: Eukaryota; Metazoa; Chordata; Hyperoartia; Petromyzontiformes; Petromyzontidae. Gene Ontology annotation, cellular component: membrane. The record is from RefSeq and is a predicted model, not a curated record.
CGAUUGGACAUUGAGCCCGGCGGACUUCGUGCCGAGUGGACGUAGGGGUUGGACACACUCUCGCGCGGCCGAUUGCCGUGAGCGCCACUCACGCGACGAGAUCUCACGCGGCACCGAAGUGGGAGCGCCACAUUCUCCACAACUCGCCUUUAGACAAGGUCACAGGUGUACACACACACACAUACACACGUGUACACAUACACGUGUACACACACACAGGUGUACACACACAUACACACAUACACGUGUGUGCAUACACACGUGUACAUACACAUAUACACGUGUACAUAGACACACAUACACACGUGUACACACAUACACACGUGUACAUACACACGUGUACAUACACACAUACACGUGUACAUACACACACACAGGUGUACACACAGGUGUGCAUAUACACACACAUACACACGUGUACACACACACAUAUACACACGUGUACAUACACACACACGCAGGUGUACACACACAUACACACGUGUGCAUACACACACAUACACAGGUGUACAUACACACAGGUGUGCAUAUACACACACAUACACACGUGUACACACACAGGUGUACACACACACACACGUACAUACACAGGUGUACACACACACACACAGGUGUGCAUAUAUACACACAUACACAGGUACAUAUACACAUAUACACACAUACACAGGUACAUAUAGUACGUGCACUGCACGGAAACGAUAGGGGAGCAUACACACAUUUACGCACAGGUGCAUACGCAGGAUUUUAUGCGUACACAGGCCCUCCUUAACAAUUCACACAUACCGCAUUACACACACACACAUCUGUUCUAUAUUUAGACACAGACACACACACGCACACAUCUGUUCACAGGGCAAAUGCUUUUACCAAGAACCUAACACCUACACACACGCAACACCUGCACAUAUACACACACACACACGCACAGGUACACACACGCACAGGUACACACACACACACGCACAGGUACACACACGCACAGGCACACAAACACAGGUACACACACACACAGGUACAUACACACACGCACAGGUACACACACACACGCAGGUACAUAGACACAUACACACACACAGGUAGACACAUACACACACACAGGUACACACACACACAGGUACAUACACACAUACACAGGUACAUACACACGCACAGGUGCAUACACACACAGGUACAAACACACAGGCACACACACACAGCUACACACACACGCACAGGUAGACACACACCCGAACAGGUACAUACACACACGCACAGGUACACACACACGCACAGGUACACACACACACGCACAGGUACACACACACACAGGUGCACACACGCACAGGUACACACAUACACGCACAGGUACACACACACACGCACAAGUACACACACACAGGUGCACACACGCACAGGUACACACACACACGCGCACGUACACAACCUGCACGCACAGGUACACACACACACGCGCACGUACACAACCUGCACGCACAGGUGAGCUCAUCUUGGAUCCAUGGAGCACACCUGGUUCGUGAUACCUUUGGUCUGGGCUACACUCGCAGGACCCGUGGCAGGAGUCGUGGUCAUUCAGCCGCCCUUCAAUCCGAUCCAGACCGUGAACAGGGACGUUCUCUUCAACGUCAGUUACUCCGAGAAUGUGACCGACCCACAGAUCACGUGGACGUUCAAAAACAACAUCGCUCAAUGGAAAUCCGGCAACUUGAGCAAUAACGUCACUCACUCCGCCUACAACGGACGCGUUGAGCCGUACUCCAACGGCUCUCUGCUCCUCAAGAGCGUGUCGCUCUCCGACGCCGGCUCUUACACCGUCCGCAUCUUGGACUUCGUCUCGGCGGACGGAGUGGCGGUCAUCCGGCUCGACGUUUACGGGCUUGUGGGAGCGAUCAACGUCAUUCCGGUGACCUCGAACGUGACCGGGGUGGUUGGCAGUAACGUCCUCUUUAGCAUCAACUACGUGGAGAACGAUGACGACCCGCAAAUCACGUGGACAUUUACGUCUCGCAUCGCUCAAUGGAAAUCGAGCAACACGAGCGCUGGCUCGAUUCACAAUUUCUACCGUAACCGUGUCACGCUGCACUCCAACGGCUCCCUGCUCCUCAAAAACGUCGCCUUGAGUGACAGCGGCUCUUAUGGGGUCGUCUUGGUGGACAACAAACAGCCGGAUGGCAGAGCCAGCGUCAAGCUGGACGUAUACGAGGUCAUCACGGACACGAUACUGCACAUAGCACCCUCGCAGCCGACGCUGGGAGGCAGCGCAGUCUUGCAGUGCUCGGCAGCAAACGUGACCAGUAACACCGGGCUCUCGUUCACCUUCUACAAGUACGAUGCUGCCAUCGCCACGCUCCAGCCCAACGGAAGUUCGACCAACGUGAACCGCAGCAUCAACAACGUUACAUAUGGAGAUCGUGGAAAUUACUCCUGCUAUGCUGAGAAUCCCGUGAGCAAUGGAAUGAGCGCGUCCGUUCUGCUGGAGCUCGAAUGCAAAGCCAACGGCAGCAAGGCAACCCUGAGCGUCCCCGCUGUAAACACCUAUACUUUCACGCAAGGCGCCGACCUGUUGCUCUCCGUGGACUACGCGUUCCUCGGCAAGGCCUCCGUCCAGUGGACGUUCGGCGGAAAGGCCGUGGCCGGGUGGAUCCUGCCGGGCGGUGCAGAGGAGCCGCAGGAGUUCCUUCAAGGGUCCGGCUACGCGGGACGGACGACAGCCUAUGCCAACGGGUCGCUGAAAAUCAAGUCGAUGCAACUCUGGGACCUGGGGAGCUACAAUUUCAUGGCGGUGCCGUGCCGUGGAGACGCGUCGAUUGCAGUUUUCACUCUGGCCAAGGCGAAUUCGCUGCCAUCCCACUGCCUGGUCAGCAAAAGUGAAGCGGUGACUGUGGCUGUGGGGCUGCUGCUGCCUCUGCUGCUGCUCUCCUAGCCACCCUGAGGUCCAAGAGGCAAGAGGAAGUCAUCGUCCAAAGCUCCACCGCACCAUAUAUUACCGCGCACCGCAAUAUAUACCCACACAUGCCUUGCUCAGGGUGACUUGCUCAGGGUGACUUGCUCAGGGUGACUUGCUCAGGGUGACUUGCUCAGGGUGACUUGCUCAGGGUGCCUUGCUCAGGGUGACUUGCUCAGGGUGACUUGCUCAGGGUGACUUGAUCAGGGUGCCUUGCUCAGGGUGACUUGCUCAGGGUCCCUUGCUCAGGGUGACUUGCUCAGGGUGCCUUGCUCAGGGUGACUUGCUCAGGGUGACUUGCUCAGGGUGACUUGCUCAGGGUGACUUGCUCCCCUCAUCCUUCUUCCCGUGCCCAGUAGUUCGCGUCUUAGGGUCGGCUCUUCAUGCCUAAUAUUCCACCCUCCGUCCUCCCCCCAGUGGUGUGUGUAACUCAUUGCGGUUGCCCCAGGGAACAUUUUCUAAAAUGAGUACCUGGUGCGGUGUGUAGUAAACAUCGCCACUGGGGAGACAAAGGCGGUCGGGCGUGGUGCUGGCCACCCACCCCCUCGUGCGCCGUUCCGACCUUCAUAGGUGCUGCUGCUACUCGCUAACAGCACUUGCCCCGACAGUCUGUUGCAGGCUAUACGGGGGAUCUUUGUCUUUGGCUGUUCGUUCCGGCUUUCAUAGGUGUUGCUACUCGCUAACAGCACUUGCCCCGGCAGUCUGUUGCAGGUUAUACGGGGUGGGUCUUUGUCUUUUUAUUAUCCGUUGAGACUAAUUCUGAUUUUGCAAUCGAUUUGUUUAAAAACUCUUAUAACAGUUUCAUUUCAUUUGCCAGUGGUUCACUUGAAAUUUUGUUUUAAUACACUUCACCUAUCUCCGUGGAGGGGUGAUAGGGCCCAGCUAAUGUUGGUAUUUACGUUUUGCUUCAUAAUCAUCUUUGGACUUUGGGAUGUCUCUCUCUCCCCCCGUGGUCGCGUGGAUUGUUUUCACAUCCACAUUUUUAAACAUGCGUUAAAAUUAAUUGGGAUUUAUUUUGGCUGGUGAUAUGAAUGCCCAAAUUAUAAGGCCACUUUGUUGAGAUGUUAUGAUUUCGAUUUGAAGCUUUCGUGACUGCAGGGAUUCGUAUUCUUGGUUCUUUCGGUAAUGUCACGUAGAAGGGAAAUAAUAAAAUAAUAAACCAAUAAAAUUCACCAUUCUGGCGAAUUGCCCGAUGAUGCUGGAUGCAAUUACCAGCGAAACGUCGUACUACUCAAAAUUGUAAAUGUUGUGGUUUCACGUUUCAACACAUCAGUGGGCUAAAGCAGUGAACUAUUUGUCUUUUGUCAACGUAACACUUUUACUGAUUGGCCGUGUCGGGUGGUGGAGGGUUACGACACAUUUAUAAAUAACGCGAUCUAACCCAAAAAUCGUUGAUUGUGAAUAAUAUUGGUCGCGAAAGCCUGCUACGUGUUAAACUAAUAAAAUUCUCACGACGUUUCGAUUGCAACACAAGCAAUCGUCAUCAGGUGUGAAAACCACAGCAAGAAAUGUUUUAAAAAGUGGCAUUUCUAAAUCCUUUAUAUUAAGUUCGCUUGCUUGCUUAGGACUGUGCAAAUCUUUCGGUCGUUUUUUAACCCACUUCCCGUGAUCCAAUCGAGCUGACAUUUUGCACACAGACUCGUUGUGCGUGACAAUGCAUUUUCCAAAAUUUUACACUGUUUAGGGAAAAAUAACUAAAUAUUUAAUUACCAAUUGUUCAAUGCUGCCAGACAAUCAUCUGACCCAUAGGUGGCAGCCAUCUCAAGCCAGAGGACGAGAGGACUCUAGCCGCCCCGAUGCCACGCAUAUAAAGGAUUUAUAGUGAAAAACUUUGUUUUUACGGGUUAUACUUAUUCUUAACGUCAGCACCACGGACAGCAACUGGCGGUUGUUCAGACGGACGAGUCCAUCUAUGAUCGGAACGGAAGAGGGGGGAGAGAAAGAGAAUGGCCAGCUCUCUUCUGAAUAGCUCAGUGGGGGCUUAUUCCUGGUAUGAUGGGGAUGGUGUAGUGUUGCAUUUGUAUGUGUGUUGGGUGACUUGUUUACCGUUCUUUUACCUUACACUCCUAGCGUGUUUUUGUAACUGUGUGUUGUUGUAACGUUCGGACCUCAUGUGCCCCUACUGGACAAUCUGUGAAAAAAAGAGCUUUAUAGAUUAUCGGAUUCCUCCUGCAGUAUAAAUAAAAUAUUCUCAUUCUGAUGUA